Microplitis mediator is the source of this 1030-nucleotide messenger RNA. RefSeq lists its product as uncharacterized. The record is from RefSeq and is a predicted model, not a curated record. NCBI's taxonomy places the organism in Eukaryota, Metazoa, Arthropoda, Insecta, Hymenoptera, Braconidae. The coding region runs from base 39 to 851 and encodes 270 amino acids. The transcript has 3 exons.
GUGCAUAUUCAGAAUUCACAGACUUUGCAACCCGAAUUAUGGGGAGACACUGCUCGUUAGGUUCCUACCCAGUGUUACAAAAUCAUUGUUAUUGUGAUGAUAAUUCUGAUCCCAUCUUAAGUGUUCGUAAAGUUAGUUUAUUAUUGCAAACAUGCAACACUGCAAUUAAUGAAGUUGUAACAGAUACUCGAUUCCAUGUUCAAGAUGGUAUAAUUAGCAUUGAAGUUCAAUGUGGGACGUUUUAUAACGGUAAAAUUUAUCCUAAUACUGUUAGAUGGAAUACUGAUGAUAGACGUUACACAAGAGGAAAUCAUCCAAACCACGUUGUGCUUUCUGCAACAUUGAGAUCAUUUAAUCUGGAUGAUAUUUUAUUGCCUGAUGGAGAAUUUGUGACGGGUGUUAAGUUAGAGAGAUUUACUGAUAAUCAUUUGGUGUUGGCGAUACAGGGAACCCAAAUGUAUGAUUCUAAUAAUCGAAUUAUCAGUGGCCAAACUACUUUGCGUUAUCCUCAAAGUACCGGAUAUACAAGAGUGAAUAUAAAUGUAUAUCAACUCCCUGCGCCUCAGGAUCUAAAUAUACAAACUUAUGAAAUGAGUCAAUCGGGAUAUCAUUACAUCGAUUUAAUUACAUCUAAAUGGUCAGAUAAGUAUACAGGUAACGCAGUAAUGCCAUUUUUGGAUAUGCAACCGGUCAAUUUAUCACCACCAGUACCACUAGGCAGACUUGGAUUAUUUUACAAGAGUCAACCUGGCUAUGGCGGGUUUUUGGCUUUCAAACAUAUCUCUCCAAAAUUUAUGCAUUUCAUUAGCGAAUACUAUGUCUAUAAAUUGACUACCGCAUCUCCAGCUUAAACAUUGCAUAUUCAGUAUUGUCUACACGCAGAUGAUUUUACAGCAAAACUUACACAAUUUUGGGUACUGUGGUAACUUAUAGUACAUAUUAGUUUUUACCAAGAACAUUGAGAAUUAAAAAAUUCAAUAACAUACAUUUUUAAUAUCUCUGAUAUUGAACGCACGGUGAAAAUUAAAAU